Lates calcarifer (barramundi perch) is the source of this 3440-nucleotide messenger RNA. Its product is annotated as UBX domain-containing protein 6. The transcript has 11 exons. The record is from RefSeq and is a predicted model, not a curated record. The coding region runs from base 127 to 1449 and encodes 440 amino acids. Gene Ontology annotation, molecular function: protein binding. Gene Ontology annotation, cellular component: cytoplasm. NCBI's taxonomy places the organism in Eukaryota, Metazoa, Chordata, Actinopteri, Centropomidae.
CACGGCCAUCUUCGAGGCGGAAACAGUUUGCAGUCAUCAGGUACAAUAUUGUUUUGGUCCUCCUCCUAGCUUAGACAGCUAGGUGCUCUGUUUCAUCUGCCACAUUUCUACUGACUGCUCAAGGAAAUGAAGAAGCUUUUCGAUGAUUUUAAGAGAGACAUUAAAUUUAAAUCCGCAGGACCUGGAAAAAAGCUAACAGAAGAUACCAGUACCAAGCCGGAGGUGUCGCAGAGCAGCUCCAGUGCCAAGCAGCAGAACCGCUAUGCUCCCAGUGAAGGAGCUCAGAGGGCUGGAGCCGCAGCUCUGGCCAGGAUUGAACAGCAGUCACGGCCGAAGGUCCACACCUCUCACGACGCCAUCAGGAACCAGGUCAAAAGAGAACUGGAGGCAGAGGCAGCUUCAUUGGCUGAGAAAGAUAAGGCAGCAGUAGCAGAGGAAUCCAAAGUGCCAGUGAAAGAUCCCGCCUGUCUUUCAGUGUCAGGUGUGUAUUUCACCUGUCCACUAACGGGGGCCACUUUAACUAAGAGUGAGAGGGAAAUACACAUUAAAGAGGCCAUUUUAAUGCGGUUUGAGGAGGAUGCAGUUGAGGCCUCUGUUAUGAUGAUCCAUACGUUUAACAAAGACAGAGAGAAAGUGAAAGCUGCUGUGGACAUCAUAAGCAAGUAUGUCGAUAAUAUAUGUAAGUGUCCCUCAGAGGAGAAAUACAGGAAGAUUAAACUCAGCAACAAGGUGUUCCAGGAGAAAGUACGUUCUGUGGAGGGCAGUAGAGAGUUCCUGCAGGCCUUGGGCUUCACAAGCAUUAUGCUUCCUGUAGAGGGUCAAGAGGAGGAAGAGGAGUUCCUCGUGCUACCAGAGCAGAGUUCCGACGCCCUGGAGUUGAUGAAGGAGAGGAGGGAUCGUCUUCAGAGAGGAGAGCCGGUCAGAGCUCAGCUGGACAGACAGCCCCAAGCUUUCAGACCCUCUCCCAACGCCCAACGCUUCGAGCUGCCGCCAGAGUUCUACAACCUGACGGCAGAGGAGCUCAAGAGGGAGCAACAGCAGAGGAGUGAUUUGGUGGAGAAGAACGCCAUGCUGCGCACAAAAGCCAUGAGGGAGAAGGAGGAGCAGAGGGAGAGAAGGAAAUACAACUACACCCUGCUCAGGAUCAGACUGCCUGAUGGAAACCUGCUACAAGGCACCUUUUAUGCGUGGGACCGGCUGCCUGUGUUGUUUGGGUUUGUACGGGAGUCCCUGGUGGACGGCUGGCAGCCAUUUGAGCUCAUUGCUCCUGGAGGUCAGAAACUAGAGGAGGCUGAGGAAGUCGCUCUCGCAGAGCGUAACUUGGUCCCUGCAGCUCUGCUCACUUUUGCCUGGGAUGCAGCUGUGCAGGCAGAUAUUGCAGCUGCAGGUGGGAAGAACCCCACCCUUCUCAAACCAGAGCUGCUGGAAACCAUUCGAACCCUGAACUGAGCAGACGUGCCCCUGAACUCUCCCUGCUACCUUCCUCCCUGGCACAACAGCGGUGAAAUUGCUCCUUACAAACAACUAGUGAUGUGUAUUUUUACAAAUGCUAACUUAAGUCAUUAGCAGUGAUAGACUAGGGGCAACUUCACCCUGACGCGCUUGUUUUGCUGAGCAUCCCCUUAUCUCUCCGCUGUGGGGAUAAUGUCCCCCUACAGUCUAUCUCAGCAGCACAUUCUGUUGAAAGACGCACUGCUAACAGAUUUAAGGAGAAAGCAAGGGACAAGUGUUGUUUUGUGAUGCAUCCUGAAUGUACAUGCUGUGUAGUGAACAGACUCAGUGGCAACAGUCCUCCGUGCUCUACCCCACAGUCAACCAGUCAGGUAUACUUCAUGUGGCAUGUUGAGAGACCUUGUUUUAACUGUGUCACCUUUUCCUCCUGAUUUUGUUUCAAGGUAAACAGUCUAUCUUGCUUACAUAACAGUUACAUUAUAUAGAGUGUACAUCUUUGACUGCACAGUCACUUAGAAGAAAAUCAACAAUAGUGAAGGCAAGUAAAGCUGGUCAGGUACUAUUGUUGAAUCAUACUUAGUAUCUCAGCACCUACAGUAGGUCCUGCUGGGUGUCAGCGCACUGGCUUUACUGGAGAUUUGAAAUACUCUACGUUUUGUUUGGCAAAGUUCAAGGUUAACUCAGUGUUUUGUCUGUCAACUGAUGAAUGGCUGAUCUGAUUUGGUCUGAUAUGAGUCUGGCUCCAAUACUGUAAACAUAAGCUUCUGUCACUCGUUUGUCCUCUUCUCUGCAGUGGCCUUGCACUCCUGACUGUUGUACAUCUGGCUUUGGUGGAUGCUUCAAUAAUUAAAACGUCAAAUGUAGUGAAUAUGUAUGAGCACAAGCCCAGAAUCACAAAUCAUGAAUCAAACCUGUUUUUUCUGGAUAGUUUGACUUCAAACCAAGGUCCAAAGCUGGAGCAAAUAUUUACAGAUAAGGGCCUCAAUCUACAAAGUUUUGUUAGAGUGUUAGCCAUGUGCUGUCAACCAAAAUAUUUUCUUCUAUUUUACCAGUAUGAAGCACUUUUAAGGAUUAUUUUAAACACUAGGAGGAGAGUUCACUAAAUAUGGCAUUACAACUACUCACUACUCAAGCGAUAAAUGGUUUAACUGUAGAGGCUCACUGCAGAAACUUCAUGUAACCAACUUGCUCUAGCAUGCAGGCAGUCAUUAGUUACAAGUCUGUUAAAACUGGCAGCAUGGAAUCCUGUUGUCCUGGUAGUGGUGGUUUUAAUUAAUCUUGAGUCUUGCAUUUGUUUGUAUCAAACACAUUUCCUUUGGAUAAAAAAGGGUAUAUAUUUCACAGUGGGAGUAGUGACACCUACCAUUUCACAGCAUCCAGUAAAUGUCUUAGAUCCACCUUUUUCCCUGGAAUGAAGGUUAAUACAUUUGUUUUGGUGGCAGUUUUGCUGUAUGAGAAUAUACGUAUACACCAGGCAAAUCUGUAAGAGCUAAUUAUAGAUUAUAUUUUCUCCUUCUUGUGGUUGGUUAAGAUGACAACAACCUACCUCUCACCACUCAUCUAAUACAUCCCAAGUGAGUUGUACACAAACAUGCAACAGUAACAGAUCUUUGAAGUUGUGUUUUUGUUUGGUCACCACCUUAAACCAGUAUCAGUAUCAUUUAUUCACCAAAAACAAAUAUCUUGUAACUGUUGCCUGUUUAGAAACAAGCGGAUGUCAAGUAUCUGUUUCAUGCAGAAUCUGAUACAGUCCCACCAUGAGCGAGGCCAAGUCAGCCAUAAGAAACAUUUCUGCACUCCACGGGUGUUCAGUGGAAGGGUGUAAUUGUAAUUUAUCAGCAUUGUAACCUUAUUAAAAUAAUCAGUGAGCAGUUGUAAUCUGUCCAGAUGUUCUGAGUUGUGUUCUGUUGCUUUUUAACCUGCCUGUUCUAAAGAUCACUUGAACUCUUCAUCUUCAGUUUUGUUUAAUAAACAUAAUUAUGAGGCAA